GUUUGUCAACUGUCAAUUAACUGGCUUCGAUCAAGUGGUAAAACACGUGUGGGAAGCUGUACCGUAAAUCUUACUAUUAGUGUUUAUUCCCAUAAAAUUUAAGUACUAAAAUGAAUAAUCUGCUCAGGAGUGCAUUUAGAAUCAGCAGCUGCAAAGCAUUUUUAAAUCCCACGAAAAAAGUAUUGUUUCCCAAUGGCGCCCUUCAGCAGCGACAAAUAGCACGCAAUCUGUGGUACAUGACCAACCCUCGAAAUAACGAAUCUGAAAAUAAAUUGAGCAAAUUGUGUACUUGUGGUUGUAUGAAUAAAUAUCAACAGGUUCAUAGUAAAGCCGAAAAAGAACUUGUAGAAUUUCUCACGGAAGAAAUAUUAGCAGAGAGAAAAGCUCGACAGUCAAAUACUUUGCCAGCUGAACUGGAUGGUUUUAAGAUUCAAUUAGAUGGUGCUGAAGUUACUUUUUCGAAAGUAUGUGAUGAUGAAAAAAUCAAAAUAACUUUCAAUGUUAAUCAUACUGUUGACACGGAUACAGAACCUGAAAUACAUCCAAAUAUGGACAAGCCAGAGGUUGGGGAGUUAAAAUCGAAACCACCAUUUGAUAUUGAGUUAUCAAGGGGAAAAACUACUCUGAAACUUGUAUGCUCAUUUGUUGACUCAGAUGAACGCCAGGAGGGUUACAAUGAUAUAUUUGGAUUGGAUGAAAUCAGUAUUUACGAUGGGGAUUGGAAUGACAAUAUUUAUGCAGUGUCAGGAGAAAGCAUAGAUACUUACUUAUAUGACCUGAUUUUGAAUUACUUAGAAGAAAAAGGAGUCUCAAACGAAUUUGUUGAAAAAUUAUCCAAAUUCAGUACGUCAUAUGAACAUUCUGCAUACAUUGGCCUUUUAGAAGGAUUAUCAAAAUUUGUUUCUGGAAAAUAAGAAUUUUGAUAAGUACAACAGUGUAAUUGUAUCAUAGAUUUAAGUUUUUUUGGUUCAUAAUAAACAUUACAUAAAUUUAUAAAACAUCAGAAUCAUUUUGGAAAACUUUCAUAUAUUCUAUAGUAGUUUAUCACAAGGUUAAGUUUAUACAAAGCUUAAAUUAAUUAAAAAAAAAUCAAAGAUUUUCAUGUACAGGUUGCUUAUGAGCUAGAUACAGAGUCACGAUACUGCCCAAGGCACUUACUAAAAAUAUUACAUCGAACCAACGAUGAUAAAAAUUAAAUUGCAAAUCUCCUAAAACUUGGGUUAUUAUUGUCCUAUAUUGUGGAGGCAUAUUCAUCCUCAUAAGAAGAACAGAAGAAACAAAAUACAUUCCCAUGAUUUGGGCUAAAAUCAGUACAAUAAUGUUGGAACUUUUACUUGAUGACAUUCUGUUGAAAAACUGAAAAAACACAUUGAAAACGUCAUCAAACAAGUAUUAAAAAACCUUACCUUUGUUAAAGUCAAUAAUAAUCCUCUUAUGGAAGUAACAACAAUACAUCCUAUCAAAUAAAAAGAUACCUGUUGAGACCAAAAAUUGACAUCAAAAUUAAAACCCAUCCAGUGAAUUGCAAUUUCUAUGCCUCUAGUUACAGGGUCUUUUUUUCCUACUCUGUCAAAUACUAUAUUAAUGGUACA
Zophobas morio is the source of this 1592-nucleotide messenger RNA. RefSeq names its product complement component 1 Q subcomponent-binding protein, mitochondrial (gene P32). The transcript has 5 exons. Gene Ontology annotation, cellular component: mitochondrial matrix. Gene Ontology annotation, biological process: cytosolic ribosome assembly. The record is from RefSeq and is a predicted model, not a curated record. Bases 111 to 914 code for a protein of 267 amino acids. Lineage: Eukaryota; Metazoa; Arthropoda; Insecta; Coleoptera; Tenebrionidae.